Neurospora tetraspora is the source of this 1136-nucleotide messenger RNA. RefSeq lists its product as uncharacterized. NCBI's taxonomy places the organism in Eukaryota, Fungi, Ascomycota, Sordariomycetes, Sordariales, Sordariaceae. The record is from RefSeq and is a predicted model, not a curated record. The coding region runs from base 340 to 921 and encodes 193 amino acids. The transcript has a single exon.
CGACCACACCGCUGAGGCUUGUUACGUUUCUUGGCCUGCUUGGUACCAAGUCCCUUACCAAACACACCGUCACAGGACCCGCUUGAAUGAGAUCACCGCCCCCGUUCAGGACAAGGAAGGCGACCAACCAGCGACAUUCCCACGAGCUCAACCCCCAACAAGCCGCAUCAUCUUGUCAAGGAUUAACACCGCUUCCCUUUCCGCUUGCGAAACGAGGAAGCUUGAAGUGGCGGGCUAGACCGAACUGAAUCGUGACGCAGGGAUCUGUUUGGAUCUACAUCAUUUCCACUUUUUGCAUUUGGAUUGCGUCUGCAAAAAAAAUAGAAAAAAUAAAGAGGGAUGGCGCUCCUCAUUGCGAACGACCACACUUCGACAAGUAUCUCUACUACCGCUUCUUCUACAGCAACCACAACCACAACCACAACCACAACUGCAACAAGCACGACGACGACGCUUACACAUAAAACAACAACAUCAACCACCACCUCCAGCUACAUACUAGCGCAUAUUCGCCCUCUCCUCUCAACAACACUCAAAACCCUCUACCAAACCCACGCGCUCCUCUUUUCCACCCUCCUCCUCCUCUUCGUCCGCUCAUUCAGUCUCCUCCACUCCAUCUUCCACCACCUCCCCCUCAGCACCUCCCUCGCCACUAAACUUUUUGUCUACCGCACUCUCAUCUUUACUCGCCACGCCAUCAUGGAGACCGCCAGCCACACAUGGUCGAUCUGGGACAGUCGCAAAGCCCGCCAAAUAAGGAAGAAAAUCGAGUUCGAGUUCUUCGUCUGGAUCUUGGGACCGGGCGGGAACUUGUUGUGUUUCCUGCUUUGGCCGGGGUGGAUCGUGUUGGGAGUGAUGAUUUGGGGACUGUCGUGUUUGAUGACGGGGGUUUCGGCUGCUAUGUUGCCGGUUAGUGGGUGAAUGACACUAUGACAGACAGGUAAGCGCACAUUGGGGUUAUACUAUGGGAAAGUCACAACAAGUGGAUGGAUGAAUUGCUCACAUUUCGCUUCCGUUCUAGGGAUCUCCAGUCCAUUUUACUGAGUAAAUGUUUGAUGACGAUCGAUCGCGACGUCGCCGGGCCAGGGACGGACGGAGCUAAAAGCCGGUCCCGCGGGGUCUGAGUUGAAUGCGCC